AUGUCAAUCCCGUCCACGCCAAGAUGGCCUGCAGAUGAGACUGGUGUGCCUGAGAUAGUCGGUGACGAGUGCUUCGGAGACUUGGCGGACAAGCUGUGCCAAUUUUUUGAGCAUACUAUCAAAACGCCGCAUACUUUCGAAGACUUGCGUAGAUCGCAAGAGGGAAAGGCCCUUCAGCCUCUCAUCCUAUAUUUGUCUACCCAAGUCGAUCACCCUGCCCUCGUGUCAGCUCUCCUCGCCCUCAAAGGGCAUUUCUCAGCCUUGGAGGAAGCCAGCGACGAACCUGGUGUAAAUGAGGCGCGAGGCUAUGCAUGCGAAUUCGUCGCCUGGCAGUUCUUGACGAAUCUGAAAGAGGCAGAUAUUAUCGAGUCUUUACUAGUAGAACUCCCGCCUGCAACAGCCCCGAACACUCCAGAUGCAUCGAGCCACCAUCAUACGUACGAAGACGGACGCGAUGUCCCACAUGCGGACGAGCGGUCGCCUCUGCUGCCAGUAUCCAAUGGCGAUUAUUUUGGGCACACAGACUCUUCCAGAUCUCGCUUCGGCUCAUUGAUGUCGCGAUGCGAGAACCUAAGUGCGCUGGAACUUGCGACUGUAUCCGGUGCGAAAAAGUUCCUAUCACAAAGACCAGUCCAGAAGAUCAUCAACGGCUUGUGGAAGGGCGACAUCGUGUUUUGGGAGACCCUCAAUCUACACUCGGAGAAGAAACCGAAGAAAUAUAAUCGGAAACAGGCCGAUCCAUUCUCACGUCUACGCGUCCCACUAUAUCUGAAAAUAUUCGAGACACUGUUCUUUGCGGCAUUCUUAGGACUAUACUACGCAGUGCUGGUGCAGCGCAACAACACCAGGGUCACCGUCCCUGAGAUACUGCUUUACGUAUGGAUUGCCAGCUUCGCAUACGACGAAUUUGCCGACUGGCUUGAUGCGGGGCAGACUUCCUUCUACGCCUCGGACUUCUGGUGGACUUGGGACAUCAGCAUCGUUGUCGUCGGCUUAGUGUUCUGCAUUAUGAGGAUCGUUGGAUUGACUACGUCCAACGCUGCAACCAUCGAUCUCGCAUACGACGUACUCGGACUAGAGGCUCUUUUCCUUGUGCCGCGCAUCUUUGCUCUCUUGAGUCUCAAUCGUUACUUUGGAACCCUCAUCCCAUGCCUCAAGGAGAUGACCAAGGAUUUCGUCAAGUUUUUAUCCCUUGUAGUAAUCUUGUAUCUAGGUUUCUUGACUACUUUCGUACUGCUAGCUCGUGACAGCAGAUUCAACCCCAAGCAAAUGGCAAGUUGUUCCAUCAAGAUUACCAAUGUGCAAUUUAUUGACUCGUACAUUGUAGAGUUGGAUCCUGAUUAA
Molecule: messenger RNA, 1344 nt
Organism: Alternaria arborescens
Lineage: Eukaryota; Fungi; Ascomycota; Dothideomycetes; Pleosporales; Pleosporaceae
Exons: 4
Coding region: 1-1344 (447 amino acids)
Biological process (GO): transmembrane transport; monoatomic ion transport
Cellular component (GO): membrane
Molecular function (GO): monoatomic ion channel activity
Source: RefSeq, a predicted model, not a curated record